Molecule: messenger RNA, 1194 nt
Organism: Magallana angulata
Lineage: Eukaryota; Metazoa; Mollusca; Bivalvia; Ostreida; Ostreidae
Exons: 6
Coding region: 373-747 (124 amino acids)
Source: RefSeq, a predicted model, not a curated record
UGGUUUUAUUUUUGAACAGAAAACAACCUGUAUGCAUAAACUUUGGCUACGUUUUCUCUAUAUUGAUUUCCCUUUGAAAGUCUUUUAAAGUUAUUUGUGGCCUCGAAUAGAUUCAUUUUAUCAGCGUUUGUAUGCAAAUUGAUAUGUUCAAAGACUAAGUGUGGCGUUUGGCAAUGUUGUAUCGAUACGGGUCGACAUAGCUCAGAGGUCUUCGUCGCUUUGUGAAGUAAAGAUAAUCACUAAAAUAAACAGAUACAGAACACACAGCAAACGAUUUCACUUGGGCCUAUAGCUGGGUUUUGCUGAACAUUUGUAUAGAUAAAUUGGACAAAUAAAUCAGAAACUAUGGUGUGACUGAGGCCCUAGAAGACAAUGUCGGAAAUUGGACAGAGACCCCCACCCUACAAGGCGGAGUUUGAAUCUUCGGAACUCAAACAUCGAGCGGAAAGCGAACUGCUCGUCAAGCUGGGAGCGAAAGAGGAAGAGUUUGACUGGCACCCGGAUAUUCUCUAUCGGCGGCCGGAGCGCCCCCGGUCAAGCAUAAGUCUGGAUUAUCCUCUUGAUCUUAAAGUCGGUCGACCCAAAACGGCAGGGGCCAUUCAAAAUAGGAACCCGUGGGUUUGUGACAAUCCUGCCCUCAGACAGAUGACACUGGUGUCGCGCCACGGACCAAGAGCCAGGUUUCUGAACAGAGCUCAGUUUUCAGACGUACAGACUACCUACGUCCGGGUUCCUUACAGGAUGUAGAAAUGACGUCAUCUGGGGAGAUUUUGCUCCCAAUCAAAACUUUCAGAGACCAUCUGAUAAUAGACAUGUGUCUAAACGUUUAAUUAAUAUAGAUGUAACUUGUAAAAUACUUUCAAUAAUCAAGUGAACUUGUUGCUAUGGGCUUGUGUACUGGAAUGGUAUAGCCUUGUAUUAUUUAAGAAUCAUGCAUUUAAUCAAAAUCUCAAAUAUAUAUAAUGUUUGAUGCAAGUCUGAUUCCAGUCUAUGGUCCUAAGCUAGCCAACUGGUCACUGCCAAGAGACAGCGUGACGUCUUAUGCAAUAAAUAAAGGACUUUAUGCUACAUGUUUCGCAUCAUCAGGAACUGCAGUGAUACAUCGUGUGGAAUCAUACUUUAUGCUUAUAUAAUGGAUUGAAAAAAAAUGUACACAUACGAUUUUUUAUGGAAGUUGGUAAAUAUAUAAGAAAA